CAGUGCACCCAGGGCGGGCUGGCAGGGACAAAGUGGGCGGCCCCCGCGGCCCCUCCUUCUGUCCCCUCCCUUUCUCCUGCCCACUCGGCAGCCGCAUCUGGGGCGGUCAGGACUCAGAGCUUCCUCGGGCCGUGUCCAGGCAGCCAGGACCUCAGGGCCCACGACCGCUGCCAAGAUGCUCCAGGGCCCCUUCUCCGUGCUCCUGCUCGGGGGGCUCCUGGGGGUCCUCCAGGCCCAGCAGCAGGAGGUCAUCUCGGGGGGCACUUCUGAGCGGAACAACAACUGCCCAGAGAAGGCCGACUGCCCCGUCAACGUGUACUUCGUGCUGGACACCUCGGAGAGCGUGACCAUGCAGUCCCCCACGGACAGCCUGCUCUACCACAUGCAGCAGUUUGUGCCGCAGUUCAUCAGCCAGCUGCAGAACGAGUUCUACCUGGACCAGGUGGCCCUGAGUUGGCGCUACGGUGGCCUGCACUUCUCGGACCAGGUGGAGGUGUUCAGCCCGCCAGGCAGUGACCGGGCCUCCUUCACCAAGAGCCUGCAGAACAUCCGCUCCUUCCGCCGGGGUACCUUCACUGACUGCGCGCUGGCCAACAUGACCCAGGAGAUCAGGCAGCAUGUGGGCCGCGGUGUGGUCAACUUCGCUGUGGUCAUCACCGAUGGCCACGUCACCGGCAGCCCAUGUGGGGGCAUCAAGCUGCAGGCUGAGCGGGCCCGUGAGGAGGGCAUCCGGCUCUUUGCUGUGGCCCCCAACAGGAACCUGAAUGAGCAGGGCCUUCGGGAUAUCGCCAGCGCCCCCCACGAGCUCUACCGCAACAACUAUGCCACCAUGCGGCCCGAGUCCACCGAGAUCGACCAGGACACCAUCAACCGCAUUAUCAAGGUCAUGAAACACGAAGCCUAUGGAGAGUGCUACAAGGUGAGCUGUCUGGAGAUCCCUGGACCACCAGGCCCCAAGGGCUACCGUGGACAGAAGGGUGCCAAGGGCAACAUGGGUGAGCCAGGAGAGCCCGGACAGAAGGGGCGACAGGGAGAUCCAGGCAUCGAGGGCCCCAUUGGAUUCCCAGGACCCAAGGGUGUUCCAGGGUUCAAAGGCGAGAAGGGUGAAUUUGGAGCUGACGGUCGAAAGGGGGCUCCAGGCUUGGCCGGCAAGAAUGGGACUGAUGGCCAGAAGGGCAAGCUGGGCCGCAUCGGACCUCCUGGCUGCAAGGGAGACCCUGGAACCCGGGGCCCUGACGGGUACCCCGGGGAGGCUGGAAGCCCAGGCGAGCGGGGAGACCAAGGCGCCAAGGGGGACUCCGGCCGCCCAGGACGCAGAGGGCCUCCAGGAGACCCUGGAGACAAAGGAAGCAAGGGUUACCAAGGCAACAAUGGAGCCCCGGGGAGUCCUGGCGUGAAAGGAGCCAAGGGGGGGCCUGGGCCCCGCGGACCCAAAGGCGAGCCUGGGCGCAGGGGAGACCCCGGAACCAAGGGCGGCCCCGGCAGUGACGGUCCCAAGGGAGAGAAGGGGGACCCUGGCCCAGAAGGGCCCCGGGGCCUGGCCGGAGAGGUCGGCAGCAAAGGAGCCAAGGGAGACCCAGGAUUGCCUGGACCCAGAGGCCCCCAGGGGGCCCUUGGGGAGCCCGGAAAGCAGGGAUCUCGGGGAGACCCUGGUGAUGCUGGGCCCCGCGGAGACUCAGGACAGCCAGGCCCCAAGGGAGACCCUGGCCGGCCUGGAUUCAGCUACCCGGGACCCCGGGGAACUCCCGGAGAAAAAGGCGAGCCCGGCCCCCGUGGCCCAGAGGGAGGCCGAGGGGACUUCGGCAUGAAAGGAGGACCUGGGAGGAAAGGAGAGAAGGGGGAGCCCGCAGAUCCUGGUCCCCCUGGUGAGCCAGGCCCCCGGGGGCCCAGAGGAGUCCCAGGACCUGAGGGUGAGCCCGGCCCCCCCGGAGACCCAGGCCUCACGGAGUGUGAUGUCAUGACCUACGUGAGGGAGACCUGUGGCUGCUGUGACUGCGAGAAGCGCUGUGGGCCCCUGGACGUGGUCUUCGUCAUCGACAGCUCAGAGAGCAUCGGCUACACCAACUUCACCCUGGAGAAGAACUUUGUCAUUAAUGUGGUCAACAGGCUGGGGGCCAUGGCCAAGGACCCCAAGUCAGAGACCGGGACCCGCGUGGGCGUGGUGCAGUACAGCCACGAGGGCACUUUCGAGGCCAUCCAGCUGGACGACGAGCGCAUCAACUCCCUGUCCAGCUUCAAGGAGGCCGUCAAGAACCUGGAGUGGAUUGCGGGCGGCACCUGGACACCGUCAGCCCUCAAGUUCGCCUACAACAAGCUCAUCAAGGACAGCCGCCGCCACAAGACCCGCGUGUUCGCUGUGGUCAUCACGGAUGGGCGCCAUGACCCGCGGGACGACGACCUGAACCUGCGGGCGCUAUGCACGGGUGACGUCACCGUGACGGCCAUCGGCAUUGGUGACAUGUUCCACGAGCGCCACGAGAGCGAGAACCUGUACUCCAUUGCCUGUGACAAGCCGCAGCAGGUGCGCAACAUGACCCUCUUCUCCGACCUGGUGGCCGAGCGCUUCAUCGACGACAUGGCGGACGUCCUCUGCCCUGACCCCCAGAUCGUGUGCCCGGAGCUUCCCUGCCAAACAGAGCUGUACGUGGCACAGUGUACGCAGCGGCCAGUGGACAUCGUCUUCCUGCUGGACGGCUCUGAGCGGCUGGGAGAGCAGAACUUCCACAAGGCACGCGGCUUCGUGGAAGAGGUGUCCCGGCGCCUGACGCUAGCCCGGAGGGAGGACGACCCCCUCAAUGCCCGUGUGGCCUUGGUGCAGUACGGCGGCCAGCAGGAGCAGCAGGUGGCCUUCCCGCUGACCUCCAACCUGACGGUCAUCCACGAGGCUCUGCAGGACCUCCGCUACCUCAACUCCUUCUCCCACGUGGGCACAGGCAUCGUGCACGCCAUCAACACUGUGGUGCGGGGCGCGCAGGGCGGGGCACGGCGCCACGCGGAGCUGUCCUUCGUGUUCCUCACCGACGGCGUCACCGGCAAUGCCAGCCUGGAGGAGUCCGUGCACUCCAUGCGCAAGCAGAACGUGGUGCCCACCGUGGUGGCCGUGGGCAGCGAUGUGGACAUGGAUGUGCUGCACAAGAUCAGCCUGGGCGACAGGGCGGCCAUCUUCCGGGAGAAGGACUUUGACAGCCUGGUGCAGCCUGGCUUCUUCGACAGGUUCAUCCGCUGGAUCUGUUAGCACUGCCAGCGCCAGCCCACGUGUCCUCUCGGCCACGGUGCUACUCAGACCGCAGUCCCCAGGGGAGCUGGACUGCUUGCUGGAGGCCUCUCCCACCGGCCAGAGCCCCUUCUCCCAAGGAGGUCAGGAUGGGAGGACCUCUGGCCCCAGGCCCUUGCCCACUUGCAGCUCCCAGGCCCCUCCUGUCUAUCUGUCCUGCGCACACCUUGCCCUCAAGGCCUCCGCCAGCCCAGAGGCUCCCUCUAGUCCAAUGACUGCCUCUCAGUCUCCCUGCCUCCCCUCCCCUUCUAAGAGCUUUCUUCCAGCCCUGCCAGGGCCUGGUCACCACCUGCCCACAACCCCUGAGCUCAUGAGCUCACCCGAGAGUCCCUGUCCAUGAACCCAUGUCCAAUAAAGGCUUUGGACUCCC
Marmota monax (woodchuck) is the source of this 3644-nucleotide messenger RNA. RefSeq names its product collagen type VI alpha 2 chain (gene Col6a2). The record is from RefSeq and is a predicted model, not a curated record. NCBI's taxonomy places the organism in Eukaryota, Metazoa, Chordata, Mammalia, Rodentia, Sciuridae. The transcript is spliced from 28 exons. Bases 176 to 3235 code for a protein of 1019 amino acids.